UCAGGGAUCGGCAUGGACUCCUGUGUGAUCCCGCUGCGGCAUGGCGGACUCUCCCUUGUACAGACGACAGAUUUCUUCUACCCGUUGGUGGAUGACCCGUAUAUGAUGGGUCGCAUUGCCUGUGCGAAUGUCCUGAGCGACCUGUACGCCAUGGGCAUCACCGAGUGUGACAACAUGCUGAUGCUGCUGAGCGUCAGUCAGAAGAUGACCGAAAAGGAGCGUGACAAAGUGGUGCCACUGAUGAUCAGGGGCUUCAAGGACGCGGCGGAAGAAGGUGGCACCUCGGUGACAGGCGGGCAGACGGUGGUGAACCCCUGGAUCAUCAUCGGCGGUGUGGCCACCGUGGUGUGCCAACCCAACGAGUUCAUCAUGCCGGACAACGCCGUCCCUGGGGACGUGUUGGUCUUGACGAAACCGCUCGGGACACAGGUCGCGGUGAACAGCCACCAGUGGCUCGAAAACCCCGAGAAAUGGAACAAGAUUAAGCUGGUGGUCUCCCAGGAGGACGUGGAGCUGGCUUACCAGGAGGCCAUGUUCAACAUGGCCAGGCUGAACCGCACAGCCGCGGGACUGAUGCACACCUUCAACGCUCACGCCGCCACUGACAUCACCGGCUUCGGGAUCCUGGGGCACGCCCAGAACCUGGCCAAGCAGCAGCGCAACGAGGUCUCCUUCGUCAUCCACAACCUCCCGAUCAUCGCCAAGAUGGCAGCCAUCAGCAAAGCCUGUGGCAACAUGUUCGGCCUGCUGCACGGCACAUCAGCGGAGACAUCAGGUGGUUUAUUAAUCUGCCUGCCCCGGGAGCAAGCUGCCCGCUUCUGCGCCGAGAUCAAAUCCCCCAAAUACGGUGAGGGGCACCAGGCGUGGAUCAUCGGCAUCGUGGAGAAGGGCAACCGGACAGCACGCAUCAUCGACAAGCCCAGGAUCAUCGAAGUGGCGCCCCGUGGAGCCUCAUCUCCCCAGGACAACAAUUCCAGCGCUAGCCCCGAGACCCCCUCGUAAUCGCGGCUGUGUGGAGGUGGGGGGAAAGGGUGGGGUCCUGGAAGCAGCCCCACGCGACGUGCAAACACCCAGCAGCAGCGCCCUCCCCCCACCCCCGCCCCGAGCGAGGGCCACAUGGCAAACUGGGGAGAGCAGCAGGAAGUCCCAGUGUCGCUGGCGGGGCGGGUGGAGGUCCCAGUGUCGUCUCUGCUGUUGUAGCCCCGGUGCAGCUGCUACUGAUCCCCCCCUCCCCCCGGGUACAGUUGCUGAAACCUACUGUCCUGACACAACCCACAGACUGUCGGCCACCAUCACUCUGAUCCACUUAGUAACAGCAGCCCUCUCGCUGAUCUCCCACUCAGAACCGACCUCCUCCCAGCAUUAUCUGUAUAAACAGCAUCGUGUUGUGGUGAGAGUGUGAACACUUUCUCUCUCCCCCUCUCUCUCUCCCUCUCUCUCUCUCCCUCUCUCUCACUCCCUCUCUCUCACUCCCUCUCCCUCUCUCUCACUCCCUCUCCCUCUCUCUC
This is a messenger RNA of Carcharodon carcharias (great white shark), 1508 nucleotides long. RefSeq names its product selenide, water dikinase 1-like. Gene Ontology annotation, molecular function: selenide, water dikinase activity; ATP binding. The transcript is spliced from 7 exons. The coding region runs from base 13 to 1002 and encodes 329 amino acids. NCBI's taxonomy places the organism in Eukaryota, Metazoa, Chordata, Chondrichthyes, Lamniformes, Lamnidae. Gene Ontology annotation, cellular component: cytoplasm. Gene Ontology annotation, biological process: L-selenocysteine biosynthetic process. The record is from RefSeq and is a predicted model, not a curated record.